Messenger RNA from Phaethon lepturus (White-tailed tropicbird), 611 nucleotides. It is a transcript of the gene ZSWIM7, whose product is annotated as zinc finger, SWIM-type containing 7. Gene Ontology annotation, molecular function: zinc ion binding. Gene Ontology annotation, biological process: double-strand break repair via homologous recombination. The transcript is spliced from 5 exons. NCBI's taxonomy places the organism in Eukaryota, Metazoa, Chordata, Aves, Phaethontiformes, Phaethontidae. The coding region runs from base 20 to 367 and encodes 115 amino acids. The record is from RefSeq and is a predicted model, not a curated record. Gene Ontology annotation, cellular component: Shu complex.
CGAGGCCGGUGCCAGUGAGAUGGAUAGUACCUUGCCAGCAGUAGCAGAAGAGCUUUUGAAAGAGAUCAAAAAGGCUUUUCAGGAUACCUCACACGUCCCCGAUGACCUGCUACUGGGGCUGAAGUUCAUAUUUGGCCCAUCUGCUGUCCCAGCUUUGGAUUUGGUAGAUCAGCGUUCUGUCACCCGAGUCAUGUCCCCCAGCGGAAGGACUGCAUACCAGGCAAGCUUUACACCUGCUACAGUUCCUGCCACUUCUGUACAUGUCCUGCUUUUGGUUUUGCUGUAUUGCAGAAGAGCGAGAGCCUUCUGUGCAAACAUAUACUUGCCGUCUACCUCAGCCAGGCCAUGGGAGCCUGCCAGGAACUAACUGUCUCUGAGGAGCAGCUCACAAGCAUCUUACUGGCCGACGAAGAGGAUGAAGGAUGAAGGAUUUGCAUCACAUGUGGAUGUGCUUUCUGUGUACCCUCCCAGCUGCGUAGCUGGCAUUUUUUAUAUCUACAAGACCGUCAAAUGUUCAUUGUGGUUGGCAGGUUUCUUCCUGUGCUGCAGCCAAGCGUGACAUUAAUUAGCAGCAUUGCACUGAUGGAUUAAUUAAUAAAUGUUAAGAAGCC